Messenger RNA from Rotaria socialis, 477 nucleotides. NCBI's taxonomy places the organism in Eukaryota, Metazoa, Rotifera, Eurotatoria, Philodinida, Philodinidae. The record is from the annotation of a GenBank genome assembly.
AUGUCAACAGAAUCAAAAUUAUCAGCAACAUCUACACCAGCAUCAUCGAAUAAAGGUGAACAAAUCAUCUCAUCACCAUCAUCAACAUCGAAAUUUUAUCAUCGUCCUUCGAAUGAAUUACGUCAUCUUGAAUCGAUAUGGCAUGAUACAAAUACAUACGGUGUUCAACCACCACAAGUAUAUCGAACACCAAUACAAGGUGUUCAAUUCAUAAAUCGAAUGCAACACGUACAUAUUAAUCCUGAUUCUAAUGUAUAUACACGACCCUUACUACCAAACAUUAGUUCAUCAAAUACAAUAACGUUACAACACGAAGUAUCAGCUGAAGAUAGAUUGGUUGAACGAUUCAAAGAUAUAAUUAAUGAAUUUCACAAUCGUCCUUAUCGUGAAUAUUCUUAUGAUACAAACAUAUAUUGGAAUAUUGAACACUGCCACGAAAUAAGAUUUAAUGUUAUUAUUUCGAUAAAAAAACCGUGA